ACAAAAUAAUAAUCAUUUCUGCUUCAGAAUUAGCCGUAGCUUUUCUAUCCCUUUCAUUACUUGCAAUAAAAUAUAUAUUUCAUUUAACAAUUCUCGUCAUCUCCGAUCAAAAAUCUGCUCGCUCUUACCAAUUCUACUUAAUUGGAGAAAGAAAUAAAGAAAUGAAAGUCCAAUUUCUGCAAUCUCAAGUGAAUUCCAUCAUCAUCACCACCACCACGCUCUUCUUUCUCUUGAUAUUUUUGUUUCCAAUUAUAUCUUAUUCUCAAGAAGAAGAUGAGAAUUACAGAGAGUGCGGCACUCCUUUUAGCUGCGGAACCUUCAUGAAUCUUUUUUACCCAUUUUGGAGCGACGAUCGUUCCGAACUAUGCGGUCAUCCAGGCUACAAGCUUACUUGCAUCGCAGGUCAGCAGCCCAUAAUUACCAUAAAAAAUGAAGAAUUUCGCGUUGUUUCUGUAAAACAAGAAAAGAGUUUGAUGACAAUAGCCAGAGAGGACUACUGGGAAAAUAUAUGUCCUGGAGACUUCGCAAACACAACCCUGGAUCAAGCUCUCUUCAAUUUCACUCAACCAUUUCCAAAUAUUAGUUUAUUUUAUAACUGCGCCCACCUGCCCUCGAGCUUCCCGGAGAUCAUAUUGCCAUGCUAUUCUCCAAACAAUCAGAGACCCAAUGCGUUCUACGCGACCGAUGAGAAACUGAGAGAGUUGAAAAUCGAACGACCGCAGUGCGAGCACAGAGUAAAUGUUCCGAUUCCGAUGGAUGCGCUCAAAGAAAUUUUGAAUGGAGUGGAUGCUUUAAGCAGAGUAUUGAGACGAGGGUUCGAGGUGAUUUACGAGUAUCAUCAAAAUUGCCGAGGAUGCCAUGACAGUGGAGGAAGAUGCGGUACUAAUACGACUACCUCCAAUUUCACUUGCCUUUGCCCUGAUCACCCCUACGAGUCUUCGUGUCCCCGUAAAAACGGCACUGAUAAGAAUAUAGAGUUGAAAGUUGGUAUAGCAAUCGGAGCUUCGUUUGGAGGUAUACUCAUAACAUCUGUAAUAUUUGCCAUAUAUCUCCGCCGCAAGAAAAAAGGACCCUAUGCUUCAUCCUCUUAUGUCUCUCAAAUGCUGACGAAUUCAUCGGACUUCUCUUCAAGAUCAGAUAUGGAGAAAGGCGGUAGCCAUUUUGGGGUCCAUUUAUUCACCUAUCAAGAACUCGAAACAGCAACUAACAAUUUUGAUUCUGCUAAGGAACUUGGAGAAGGAGGCUUCGGCACUGUAUACUAUGGCACCCUCAAAGACGGGCGAUCUGUUGCUGUCAAGCGAUUGUAUGAGAAUAACUUCAAAAGAGUUGAGCAAUUCAUGAAUGAAGUCGACAUCCUUACUCGCCUACGCCAUCAAAAUCUCGUCUCAUUAUAUGGUUGCACUUCUCGCCACAGCCGCGAGCUUCUAUUAGUAUACGAGUACAUUUCCAAUGGCACAGUUGCUGAUCAUCUUCAUGGAGAAAGAGCGAAGCCUGGUGAACUACCAUGGUCUACCCGAAUAAAAAUUGCAGUCGAAACUGCAAAUGCAUUAACAUAUUUACACGCUUCAGACAUCAUCCACCGCGACGUUAAGACCAAUAACAUUCUCCUCGACAACAAUUUUGUGGUUAAGGUUGCAGAUUUCGGAUUAUCUCGUCUCUUUCCAAUGCAUGUCACCCACAUUUCAACUGCUCCACAAGGUACUCCCGGUUAUGUUGAUCCCGAGUAUCACCAGUGCUAUCAACUGACAGAUAAGAGCGAUGUGUAUAGCUUCGGAGUGGUCUUAAUCGAACUCAUAUCAUCAAUGCCUGCUGUCGACAUUACUAGACAUCGACACGAGAUCAACUUGUCAAACAUGGCAAUCAACAAGAUCCAAACCGGCGCAUUGGAUGAACUUGUAGACAAGAAUCUCGGGUACGAAACAGAAUAUGAUGUUCGAAAAAUGAUAAACGCAGUGGCCGAAUUAGCGUUUCAAUGUCUGCAAAGCGCGAAGGAGUUACGACCGUCGAUGGAGGAAGUGUUACUGACACUCAAAGAAAUACAAACAAAAGAUUACAGUUUAGAAAAAGCAGAGGAAGAUGAUGCUGUUGGAUUGUUGAAGAGUGGGCCUUUGCUACUGUCUCCUGAUACUGUGAUGAUCCAAUGGAACAGUAGCAGUUCUACAACUCCUAAUGUUAGUGGUUAAAUUUAUUUUAAAUUUUGUUCCACUAAAUAGUUUCAAUUAUGUCAGUAUUAUUUUGUAAUCUGCUAGGCAUGAUUAUGGGUGGGAUGUACAUAUAUGAUUUCAGAAAGUUUUGUUCACUGAUAUUGUCUUACUAAUAUAAGUUAGUUAAAAUGAAAUAUUGUUUUAUUCAUCA
This is a messenger RNA of Mercurialis annua (annual mercury), 2355 nucleotides long. RefSeq names its product LEAF RUST 10 DISEASE-RESISTANCE LOCUS RECEPTOR-LIKE PROTEIN KINASE-like 1.2. NCBI's taxonomy places the organism in Eukaryota, Viridiplantae, Streptophyta, Magnoliopsida, Malpighiales, Euphorbiaceae. Gene Ontology annotation, molecular function: ATP binding; polysaccharide binding; protein kinase activity. The record is from RefSeq and is a predicted model, not a curated record. The transcript has 4 exons. Gene Ontology annotation, biological process: protein phosphorylation. Bases 162 to 2183 code for a protein of 673 amino acids.